AUGGCCAGAAGAGCACCGGCGGCUGCAAAGGCCUCAGCACCGGCUGAGAGCACCAGCAGAGCAUCUUCAGUCGCAAGCAGCAGCAGCAGCAGCAGCGACGGCGAGGAAGACCUCGAUGCACUCUUCCAGGCUUCGAUCCAGGCAUACACCUCGAUGCCCGCGGGGGAGAAGGACAGACAAGAUUUCGCAGAAGACGACGAUGUCAUCCUGCUCGAUGGUAACGACACCGAGAAGCGAUCAAGGGCGAUAAGAGACGACGCCACGCCACGCAAGCCGUCGAAGCUGCCCGCAGCAUCGGACACCAAGGGAAAAGGAAAGGCUGUGGAUAGUCAGCUCGACAAGCUCAGCAGUCGUGACUCGCUGGCUGAGCUAAGGCCGGUGGGACAGAGAGCAAUGAUCAAGAGAAGGCAAGAGGAGCGCGCAAAGACUGCCGGCUCCUCAUGGUACGACAUGCCCGCCUUCCCCACAGAUCCAAAAGCAGGGCCCAGCACGUCAGCAUCUUCGCGCUACUCCUCUUCAGCUAGAGGCCCGACCGCUGAGGAGAUGCGUAGAGAGGUCCAAGCUAUCCGUCUACGCAACGCUCUAGACCCGAAGCGCUUCUACAAAGGAGGCAACAAGGACAAGGGCAUGCCCAAGUACGCUCAACUUGGCCGCAUUAUCUCAUCACCUCUCGAGCCUCGUCAGACGCUGUCCAAGGCCGAGAGGGGUAGGACGGUCGUCGAGGAGCUGGUCAAGGAUGCGCAGGCAUCGGCAUAUGCCAAGAGGAAAUAUGGGGAGCACCAAGUCAAGGCGGCUUCGGGAGGCAGAGGUCACUCUAAGGCCAAGACGAGGAAGCCCAACGAUCGAAGCAAGAGGCAGCGCAGGUGA
This is a messenger RNA of Jaminaea rosea, 867 nucleotides long. RefSeq names its product Fcf2-domain-containing protein. Gene Ontology annotation, biological process: RNA processing. The record is from RefSeq and is a predicted model, not a curated record. The coding region runs from base 1 to 867 and encodes 288 amino acids. The transcript has 3 exons. Gene Ontology annotation, cellular component: nucleolus. Lineage: Eukaryota; Fungi; Basidiomycota; Exobasidiomycetes; Microstromatales. Gene Ontology annotation, molecular function: RNA binding.